AUGCUGCCAUCAGGCACUCAAGGGGGCGGUAUUCGGAAGCGCGACCGCUACAUCGCAUACGCGUGUAACCGCUGUCGAGCAGCCAAAGUGCGCUGCAAUGGAAAGCAGCCGUGCUCAUACUGCGUUGCAAGAGAUCCAGCAUCUUGCCACUAUCGAAAUCCGCGUACCAUACAUGGCUUUGAUCAACAAAAUCAGCAACAGUUCCAAAUAAAGCAUUCAGAUUACGAGAGUAUCAAGAUGCUGCUACAACGACAGAACGACAAACUUGACGCAAUACUCAAGCGCGUCUCUAACGUAGACGCUGCCAAAAGAUUGCAACCGCAUGAUGUGAAAACACCUUCAAGCAAUGCGUCAUUGGAUUGCGAAGAACCACUUCCGGUCAUUCAAAGCUCGACAAGUGCAUUAUUCUGCAUUCACAUUGUUGAUGACAGUCUCAAGGCAUUUGAAGAGCCAGUCCUAGGAACCCCGCCACUUGAAGACUGCAAGCCAUCUUUAACACCAUCUUUCUCCAUUUUGCAUGGCCAGAUUGUCAACAAGAUUGCAGCUGAUAUUGGAGAAUGGGGUGAUGCAGAAACAAGUGUACAUUCGUCCAAUUCUGUUAACACGACUCAUGGUCUAUCUAUGCAUCCGCUAGAUAAGCUGGACAAUGCGGAGCUUAUUCGGUUGAUUCAGAAAUAUAAUGACGUGGCCGGAAUGAUCCGACUUGGAGGACUAAGGGCAGAGAUUAAUGGAAAUGGAUCUCUCCCUCUAAAGCGAAGCGAAAUAGUCAUUCUUCAGAUGAUGACUGCUAUUGCUCUAACGGCUGAAAACGAAAAUGGAUCUGAUUUGAUCCAAAACAUUCACGACGACGUGUUACCGGAUGCCCAACACAUAGUCUGGAAUACAAACACAGAUCUCUACGGCUUGAUUUUGCUAGUACUCAUGAGCAUCUAUUAUUACCACUCUCAUAAAUGGCGCCUCGCGUGGCGUUUCUUGGGCAACGUAGCACGAGUCGUCGUUGAGCUCGGCCUCAAUAGACAAAUGGUCCUUGAUAGAUCAUUUCCUAGCAUAGAGGCACGUACACAAGCAAUCAACAUUAUAUGGUCUAUUUUUGUCUUGGAGCAACAACUAAGGCAUGCUUUGGGACUUUCCACCAUGACGCAGGACCUAGCUCUGGACUCGACGUUCCCUAAACCAGUCAAUGCACCUUAUUUAGAUGCGAUGGUUCAGUAUCUCAGAAUUGCCAGCUCCACAAGCGCAAUAACUUUCGGCAGGCACAGUAUGCAGUUAACGCCCGAGGAGUUCCAAGAACUUUACAGCUAUUUCCAAUAUCGUCUCAGCGAGUGGUACAAAAACAUUGACUGUGAAUUCCAGCUCGAAGCCGAAGGCGAGAGAAUUGAGCAAUGGAAUCGCUUUCUUGGUAUCACGCUUCGCCUAAGAGCACAUACACUUCAAAUUGGUGUCGCAAGGUUCAUUCUCUUCGGGAAAGGAGUUAUAGGAAUGCCAUCUGCGGAUAUCUGGUCCACAUGCGUUGAUGCAGCGACCUCCAUAGCAUCUAGUUUAGCUGCUAUAGAUGCCGACCAGCCGCAAUUCCAAUCUGCGAGGCCAGAGUCCAAUUACUUCCUCAUCUCUGGCCUGGGGAUUUUGCUGCUAGCUAUUUCUCAAAACGCAAUGCUUCCAGUAGCACAGCGCCCAUUAUCUCCCGAGACACUUCAAACAGCUCAACAAAGCGCUAUCCUAUAUCUUAAUCUCUUACACAGGCGUGCAACUUUUUCUCACCCGUCUAAACACCUUUGGGAAAGAGUUCAGAGCCUCGCUGUGCGCUUGAACCUCUUGAGUGGUCCGAUCAUCUCAAACCAAGAUGUGGUGGCAGGACAGCCAGAGACUAUAAAUGAGAUAGAAGAUAUCAAUUCGCUACCACUAAUGCCGGAGCUAAAUUUAGCGAGCUUUCCAUCUACUGCGGAUUUCGGCUCCUCUGACUUAGGCGCAACAGCCAACAUACCUGACAUACCAAGAAACCAUAAUCCACAAUUUGCUAUGGGUUUUGACUCCGUUGACAUGAUCAAUGAACUGAUGGCGGGCUUUGAAUAG
Molecule: messenger RNA, 2070 nt
Organism: Trichoderma atroviride IMI 206040
Lineage: Eukaryota; Fungi; Ascomycota; Sordariomycetes; Hypocreales; Hypocreaceae
Source: RefSeq, a predicted model, not a curated record